AUGGGUUACUUGAAGACCCUAUUGGCUCUUAUGGGAGAUCAGAGAAGGCCCAGCGCAGAGGCAGAGCCACAGCCAGACGCCGUGUCUCUAGGAGAUGAGUUCAUUCUUCCGAAUGAUUACAGACCUAAUGAUGUGGAAGAUGUACUCCAGACACCUCAGAACAUGUCGGUCACGUCCAUUGGAGAUACCCAAGAUUCAGAGGUUCAGGUUUUAGAGACCGUUCCAACACCGGUGGAGAAGAGAACGAAGAAAAGGCCAAGGUGGUUUGACGAGUACACCGAAAUGAAGAAGAAGAUGAAGCCAUCAACAACCAAUGUGAAUGUUGACCCACUUCGGCCCGUUGAUGAGAAGCUACUACAUAGUUUUCGAAAUUGGUUAGUGGGAACCAUCGGAAACAAGUAUCCAAGGGACGUCUUCACCGGUCUGUGUGGCGUGGCUUGGUUCUCGACCCUAAAUACAGACAAACUAUGGCUUUAUGAUGACCAUUUGGAUGCUGCUUUCCAUAUGAUGAGGAGGAGGCAACACUUCUUCCCGGAGUUGUACCCACGUAAGUGUACUGUCAUGCCAUCUUGGUUUAGCUCAUCGUUGAGGGGUCGGUGGGAUGCUUGGAAGAGCAAUACUGACCAUGAUGGUUUUGUUUGGGAUGAGUCCAUCUUGGAACUCCUUCGUGGGGAUCCAAACCAAUUUUUGCCUUCUUGGAAGGGUAUGGAGUGCAUAUACAUGGCCAUGUUCUUGAACGGACCGAAACAUUGGAUCGCUAUGGAGGUCAAUCUUGAGUUGUGGAAGAUAUUCCUCUUCGAUUCGAGUCUUGGAUCUCUAACGAAAGACGAACUGAAUUCGCUUAUGGAUGUGUGGUGCCCUUUACUAGCCAAAUUGGUGGACCAAUGUGGUGUAUGUGACACUCAUUACAUGGUGAUGGUCCCUCAAAUGACAGCCUCCGAAAGUCAGGUCAGACCCUUCGACUGGGAAAUAAUGGACAAUAAAGUUGUACCUCAGACAAAAUCGAGCGGCGAUUGUGGAAUGUACGUCAUAGAGCAUAUUGAGCAUAAGUUAUUGGAUCUACCAUUCGAUGGAGUACAUGAUCAGCAUAUGUCGCUCUUUCGCCAGAGAUGGGCAGUAGAUUUAUUCUACCAGAACUUGGCAUGAACUUUAGAUGUUUAAUUUUUUAUAUUUGUUGAACAAUGUUUACUUUUACACUUUUCAA
This is a messenger RNA of Cannabis sativa, 1204 nucleotides long. RefSeq lists its product as uncharacterized. Gene Ontology annotation, molecular function: deSUMOylase activity. The record is from RefSeq and is a predicted model, not a curated record. Bases 1 to 1146 code for a protein of 381 amino acids. Gene Ontology annotation, cellular component: nucleus. NCBI's taxonomy places the organism in Eukaryota, Viridiplantae, Streptophyta, Magnoliopsida, Rosales, Cannabaceae. Gene Ontology annotation, biological process: protein desumoylation. The transcript has 3 exons.